AUGGGUUGUCUCUGCUGUAAGCCUUUAGAUCCUGAUGAAUACAAAGGUCUACUUUCCGGAGACAAUACUGCCAGGAACACUCUUAUGCAAGCAAUUGUUGAUAAUGACGAAGAUUUACUUCAAGAUCCAGAAAUAAAAGCAAUUUUAACAAACAAAACCUCGGAUGAUGAUAUGGAUGAACUAGAACUUGAAAACUACAUUAAAUCUUUAUCACAUAGUAAUUAG
This is a messenger RNA of Trichomonas vaginalis G3, 225 nucleotides long. RefSeq lists its product as uncharacterized. The record is from RefSeq and is a predicted model, not a curated record. The transcript has a single exon. Lineage: Eukaryota; Parabasalia; Trichomonadida; Trichomonadidae. The coding region runs from base 1 to 225 and encodes 74 amino acids.